AUGCAGACCCUCUUCAUCACCUGCACAGGUGCUGCUGCAGACCCUCUUCUUCCUCUUCAUCACCUGCACAGGUGCUGGUGCAGACCCUCUUCAUCACCUGCACAGGUGCUGCUGCAGACCCUCUUCCUCCUCUUCAUCACCUGCACAGGUGAUGUUGCAGACCCUCUUCCUCCUCUUCAUCACCUGCACAGAGCCAAAAUGGCCACCGCUCCAUACAACUACUCCUACAUUUUUAAAUAUAUUAUUAUCGGCGACAUGGGUGUUGGAAAGUCAUGUCUGCUUCACCAGUUCACAGAAAAGAAAUUCAUGGCCGACUGUCCUCACACCAUCGGAGUGGAGUUUGGGACCAGGAUCAUCGAGGUGAGCGGACAGAAGAUAAAGCUGCAGAUCUGGGACACUGCGGGACAAGAGCGCUUCAGGGCCGUGACCCGAUCCUACUACCGCGGGGCCGCAGGGGCCCUCAUGGUCUAUGACAUCACCAGGAGAAGCACUUACAAUCACCUCAGCAGCUGGUUAACGGACGCGAGAAACCUCACCAACCCCAACACUGUGAUUAUUCUCAUAGGAAACAAAGCCGACCUCGAGGCGCAGAGAGACGUCACGUAUGAAGAAGCCAAGCAGUUUGCUGAAGAGAACGGUCUAUUAUUCCUGGAAGCUAGUGCAAAAACCGGUGAAAACGUUGAGGACGCUUUCCUUGAGGCCGCAAAGAAAAUCUACCAGAACAUCCAGGACGGGAGCCUGGACCUGAACGCCGCAGAGUCAGGGGUGCAGCACAAGCCCUCCGCUCCACAGGGGGGCAGGCUAACCAGCGAACCACAACCUCAGAGAGAAGGCUGCGGCUGCUAA
Messenger RNA from Knipowitschia caucasica, 846 nucleotides. The record is from the annotation of a GenBank genome assembly. NCBI's taxonomy places the organism in Eukaryota, Metazoa, Chordata, Actinopteri, Gobiiformes, Gobiidae.